Messenger RNA from Nematostella vectensis (starlet sea anemone), 1055 nucleotides. RefSeq names its product C-factor. NCBI's taxonomy places the organism in Eukaryota, Metazoa, Cnidaria, Anthozoa, Actiniaria, Edwardsiidae. Bases 1 to 792 code for a protein of 263 amino acids. The transcript has a single exon. The record is from RefSeq and is a predicted model, not a curated record.
AUGAUCAGAAAGAAAAUGGCCCCGUUAGCACUUGUUCAAGGUGCCAGUAGAGGAAUUGGCCUUCAAUUCUGCCGUCAUCUAUUAGCCAGAGGGAAUGGGUUUGUUCUCGCAACAUGUAGAAAUCCAACAAACGCGAAAGAACUUCAAGAUCUAAGGUCCAACUACCCGAAAAACAUGGCCAUUUUCGAGCUAGAUGCGCACAACGAGGAAAAAAUAAAAGCGACCGCAGAUAUGAUUAAAGAAAACCACGGGAGCAAGCUAGACUUGCUGCUAAACUGCGCUGGUAUGCUCCAUCCUAGUGGUAAAGGAGAAACCAGUUUGAAGGAAGUGACAGCCGAAGCUCUGAGAGAAACUUUUAGUACCAACAGCAUCGGUCCAUUGCUGAUGGCCAAACAUUUUGGUGCGAUGCUUGCCAAUGGAGAUGGUACAUACGGCUGCCAGGACGGCUCAUUCCGCGGAACGCUCGUCAAUAUUUCAGCACGUGUUGGUUCAAUUGGAGAUAAUAAGUUUGGGGGCUGGUACAGCUACAGGAUGUCAAAGACAGCUUUGAAUAUGGCUACUAAAACUCUUAGUAUUGAAUUAGGCCGAGGGAGAAACAAAAUUGUAUGCAUUAGUGUUCACCCAGGGACUGUGGACACAGAUUUGUCCAGGCGUUACCAUCGGAGUGUCGACCCGUCUAAGAUAUUUACCCCUGAGUACUCUGUUGAAUGCAUGAUGAAGGUUAUUGAUGGGCUCACACUCGCAGACAGUGGGAAGUUUUUUGCCUGGGAUGGCCAGGAAAUUGUAUGGUAAUGGUUUUUACCACCAUGCAAAGAAUGUCCAGGUCAUCAGACUUGAGUCCCAGCUUUGGUGUUAACACAGCCUUUUAAAACCCUGGGUUUAUUCCCAUGAAGGGAGGUUUGUUUGCAUUGACUUCAGGGAGCAAUCAUUAUUUCCUGGGAUGAGUGCUGCUAUUAGCGUGCCAAAGCAGAAGACUCUAGAGGUUUGCCAGAUACAAAUGACCAUCAGCAACCUUCUGCUAGCUACAGUGUAUUUUGAUUGCUUCAGUUCCCCAA